UGUGUCACGAGUUAUACAAUCAUCCGUUCAGUUAUGAUUGAACUUCAUGUCCCAUAGUUCCGUGUUGUCUGUAGCUGUCCCUGAGCUACUACUUCCUCCUGCCUUGCGCAAGCUCACAUCGUUGUAGAAUGCGGAUUUCGAAGCUAAUAAGAAUAGCUAGCCAGUAAGCUAAAAACAAGCUUCUUCUUGUUAGGCUUUAAACUGGAAAAAUGUCUAAAACACACUCGCAGCCCCCGUCAUCUUCGGCGGCGACGGCUACCGGGGGACCCUCUUCGUCCUCCUCGUCUUCGCCCGCAGGGGGCUCGACAUCUCCCGCAACCGUGUUGAACGUACAGCCCGAGAAACCUCAACAUUACACAUAUCUGAAGGAGUUCAGGACUGAGCAGUGCCCCCUGUUCGUACAGCACAAAUGUACACAACACAGGCCUUUUUCCUGUUUUCACUGGCACUUCUUGAACCAGCGGCGACGCAGACCCAUCCGCAGACGGGACGGGACGUUCAACUACAGCCCAGAUGUUUAUUGUACCAAAUAUGAUGAGGGAACAGGAACCUGCCCUGAUGGAGAUGAAUGCCCGUUUCUACAUCGGACAGCAGGCGACACAGAGCGCAGAUACCACCUCCGCUACUAUAAGACGGGAUCAUGUAUCCACGAAACCGAUGCAAAAGGCCACUGCAGCAAAAACGGCUCCCACUGUGCCUUUGCACACGGAUCACAUGACCUGCGCAGCCCUGUCUAUGAUAUCAGAGAGGUGCAGGUGAUGGAGUCUCAGGGAGGCUCGGGGUCCUCAGAGGGGGGCGGAGGAGACGGGCAGUCAGGACAGGCAGCGAGCACCGCCCUCAUAGAGAAGAUCCUGAGUGAGGAGCCACGCUGGCAAGAUAACAACUACGUGCUGUCCCACUACAAGACAGAGCUCUGUAAGAAACCACCUCGUCUGUGCCGCCAAGGUUACGCCUGUCCGUAUUACCACAACAGCAAAGACAGGAGGCGCAGCCCGCACAAGCACAAAUACAGAGCGCUGCCGUGUCCAGCUGUGAAACAGAGCGAGGAGUGGGGAGACCCCAGUAAAUGUGAGGGAGCAGAGGGAUGUCAGUACUGUCACACAAGAACAGAACAACAGUUCCACCCUGAGAUUUAUAAAUCCACUAAGUGUAAUGACAUGCAGCAGUGUGGCAGCUGUCCCAGAGGGCCCUUCUGUGCCUUUGCUCAUGUUGAAAAGCCCUUUGUAUCUGAGGAACCAUCGUUCCCCACCCCCAGCUCCCCUCCACCCCCCAGACCUCCAGACCCUCUCCCUGCCCAGGAGGCCUCUUCAAGCCCCAGCGGACACAACGUGGGCCCGGGAUCGGGGUCUAUCUCUGACCCCUUUUCCCCGUCCGCAGGGUCAUCAUGUAUAGCAGAGCAGGGGCUGCUGGGUAGUGUUCUGUCCUUGUGUGAGGAUGUGAGCGGAGGAGCUGAGCCUCUGUCUCCAUGGGCAGGAGAAGGAGGGUAUGGCAGGGCACCUGGAUUUGAGAGGGAGGACCAGGCAAAGCAAAGGAGUUUCGCUCUAGAGCAACGCAACAGAGAAUUUGCAUCAGCACAAAGCAAACAGGACUUGUUGGUGUUUUUGCCGGUGGGCAGCCCUCUGAGUCUGUCGUCCAGCAUCCCCUCCAGUCUCGCCGCCACCCCACCUAGCCCCGCCCCUCUCGGACCCCCGGGGUCAGGCGUCACCUCAGGCAUGAACGCCAACGCCCUGCCCUUUUACCCCACCAGCGAGACUGUGGAGUCAGUCGUUGAGUCGGCUCUGGAUGAUCUUGACCUGAAUGAUUUUGGUGUGUCGGCGCUGGAGAGGAGGUUGGAGAGCAGCUCUGCUCUGCCCAGUGUGGGAGUGAUGCUGGGAGGGAGCCAGCUUCAGAGCUCUGCUCCUGUCAACAUCCCAGGAUCUUUUAGCAGCUCUGCUCCUUUUAGCUCCCCGUCACCAUCUCCUCCAAUCAGACCGCACGCAUCACCAUUCUUCUCCGCUCACCUGUCACAACCCGGCCAAUCAGAGAGCACCUUCUUAGGGCCAUCUCACAGCUCUUUAGGUCUGAACGGUAUGAGCACGAACAUCUGGGAGCACUUUCCAUCAGGCCAGGGUUCUCCUGGUACACCCCCCACUCUGUUGCCCUCGGGCCCCUGUGCAGAGACCGCCAGGCUCAAACAGGAGCUGGAGGAAGCUCACAGGGGUCUGAAGCAGUGGGGCCACAGCUGGAGACACACAGCUCAGUCGUGGGCUGCUCUGAAGGCCGACGCAGAGGAGUCACGUGCUCACGCAGCUCGAUUAGCCAUGGAGGCCGAAAGAGCCAGGCAGGCUGAGGAGGAGGCACAGAGGCAGGUCACUCUCCUGCAGGAGGCGCUGGAGAGCUUAAGGAGCGGAGACAACCCCCAUCUAGCGCUGCACCAACUCCAGCUACUACACAGACUGCCCCUGGAGUCAGUCCUCAGUUUGCAGGCUCAGCUCUGUAGCUGCUUACACGCUGUGGAGCAGGUGGUGUACAGGAAGCAGAGACAGUGUUGCGUGACGUGUGGAGAGCCAGGCUCAGUGUCUCUGCCCUGUGGUCACGGACUUCAGUGUGAGAGCUGCUCCUCCUCCACAGAGUGCCCGCUCUGCCCCGAACAGAACCUGGAGCAGCAGCUGUCUUGACCUCACGGCCCAGUCGGACCACCGCAGACCACAGACCGGUCAGUCCUGAUUCCACAGAUACCAGCCUUGGAUCCCAGCCGCCGUUCAGCAUCACGUCGAGGUUGUUUUGUAAAGCGGCGACAACACAAGCACUGAUCUGGUUUUGUACUUUAAAGAUGACGUUUACUGAUGAAUGACCGGCUUAGUGAGAGCGCUGGUCACUAAGUGAAAGCUCUUAAUGUGGAAUUUAGAAUUAACAAUUUCUCCAGUGUUACCCGUGGAACACAGUACAUUUUACUAGUUAUCGCUCUUGACCAGCAACACUGUUCUUCACCCCUGUUCUCUGUUAAAGUAAAGACCUGAAUUAUCAAACACACAGCAGCUCACCCUGAACACAGUUACUCAUGAUAAUCCACCGCUGAGAGCAUUUUCUGUCUGAGUACACCCACUAACUGUAUGUGCUAUAUAUGGAGGCAGUAUAGCAGUACUUUGUGUACACAGACAUGAAUGUAGAGCUGCAGCGUCCUCUCGGCUGAGGUAUAUCUGAGUUGGGCGCUGUGGCCUGGUUAUAUCACACAGGUUCACUCCAGGUCAGGGUGUUUUUCUCUGGGAGAAUAACUGUAACUGUCUAAAUGGAUGGAGGACACGACAGAUUUCUCAGAUGUUUAUUUCAGGGUGACGCGCCGUCUUAACAACAUCAACAGGUCUGACUGAAAACACUUAAAGGGCAUAUUUAGUUUCUCCAGACAAUAAUCCUACAGCCAAAAGGGGGCCAUCAUACCAGUCUGCUGGUAGCGCUUAUCUAGAUUAUAUUGAAUUAUUUCAUUUUGAUUUUUUUAAUUAAUUAAUAAUAGUUUUUUUUAGCAAAAGAAAUUUAAAAUUGUCAAUUACUGUUGAAUAAUGACAGAAAAUAUUUAAAAAGUUAGUGAUAUUUGUUUAAAUUCCAACAGAUGGCCUCUGUUAAAGCACUCAGGUUUUCUCUAAUGUUCUUCUGCAUAAACUGGAAGAGGAAAGCAUGUUAACACAAUCAAGGCAAAUGUACUCAGUCAACGUGUUUAGUCUUUGAAAUUACAUCAUUUUAAUUUUUACUUAAAUGCUUCUCAUGUUAACUCAAACAUACACAUUCUUUUUUUUUUGUUAAAACUGUCUCUUUUCUUAUGUGUAAAAUCAACGUGUGACAGAUUUCUCUGCCAAACUUUUUACAUUUGUAGUCAUCUUUGACAUUUCACAGUGUGUCAAAUGUAGUCUAAUAUAUAUAUAUUAUAUAUAUACACAUAGUUAAGUGAUGUCAUACUUAUCUCUUGCACUGAUUAGACAAAGCAUCAGGAAGCAGACAGAUAUGUAAAGGUGUGGUUUAAAAGCAGGCGUGAACAUGUUCAUGAUCACUGUGAUGGUCUCUGGUAAUAACCCGUGCUCAGCAUACUGUCCACACACAACUCAUCCAACGCCAGUGUUUCCCUCUGAGUGGAUUGUUCUUUGUUUUUUGGUACAGAUCAUUAAAACAAAUUGUAUAUUUUUGGAGGAAGAA
Molecule: messenger RNA, 4164 nt
Organism: Lates calcarifer (barramundi perch)
Lineage: Eukaryota; Metazoa; Chordata; Actinopteri; Centropomidae
Gene: unk
Product: unk zinc finger
Exons: 15
Coding region: 210-2657 (815 amino acids)
Biological process (GO): cell morphogenesis involved in neuron differentiation
Molecular function (GO): metal ion binding; mRNA CDS binding
Source: RefSeq, a predicted model, not a curated record